AUGGCCUCAAUCACAGGGAAUCUCCGCACAGAAACAGACCGGACAAAACAAUAUACUUAUCUCGCCGAAACAACUCCCCACCUUGCCACAAUGCUCGGCUUUCCCACUCGCUGUUCAACAUUCCCAGCCCUAUACAACAGCACCUGUACCGAGAUCAUCGAUCUAGCAUGCACAAUCGCAGCCUUUGAGCCUGUGCGGCUCCACGCGCGCCCUGAAGACGUCUCCAAGGCCCAGGACCUCAUUUCCAGGCGCCUAGAAUCAAGUUCCAGCUAUGACAGACCCACUCAAGAAUCAAACAUCACUCUCAUUCCCGCCGCAACUAAUCACUGCUGGGUCCGCGAUACCGGACCCGUGUACGUGCGCGGAGUUGAAGAUCCGCAACAGCGAUACGCAAUCGACUUCCAAUUCUGCGAAUGGGGGAACAAGAUUGGGGAAUUACUAUACAAUAGCUCCGCCGAUAAAGAAGCAGCACUAGCAGAAGAGGGUGCCGAUUGGCCAAUCAUGAGUUCCACCCAACGGGAAGAGAAUACGCUUUUCGCGCGCCGGGCUCUUGAACUCGAGAACCAAGAUGGGAGGCAUCCGCCCGUUAUCCGGGUCGAAUCUUCCGUCCGUCUGGAAGGUGGCGGUAUCGAGAUGGACGGUGAGGGGACUCUUAUGGCUGCCGCGAGUAGUGUGUUGGUUUCCUCGCGGAAUGAAGGUCUCUCGCGCGAAGAUAUCGAGACCGAGCUGGCUCGGUUAUUGGGGAUUAAGAAGUUCAUCUGGAUCCCUGGACGGGAGGGAUUGGACAUUACGGAUUGUCAUAUUGAUGCUGAGGCGCGGUUUGUGAGGCCUGGCGUUGUGGUUGUUUGCAAGCCCCAUGCGAAAUGCGAGUCAGUUUACUGGGAUAUCUAUCGCGAGGCGAGGGAGAUUUUGGAAGCUGCUACUGAUGCGCAAGGACGGAGACUUCAGGUGUAUGAUAUCGAGGAGCCAGAUCCGGAGCUGGUCAAGGGAGAUGUUGCCGGGGAGGAAGAUGGCCCGGCAGCGUCAUAUGUGAAUUUCUACUUUGUGAAUGGGGGGUUGGUGAUUCCUGCUUUUGGGGAUGUCGAGGCGGAUCGGAAGGCCUUGGAGAUUCUCAAGGGUCUUGUUCCUGAGCGCGAAGUAAGGCAAGUGGCUGUUAAUGCUUUGCCGAGAACUGGUGGUGUGUUGCACUGUACGACACAGCAGGUGUUGUGA
Penicillium longicatenatum is the source of this 1212-nucleotide messenger RNA. Its product is annotated as agmatine deiminase family protein. Gene Ontology annotation, biological process: putrescine biosynthetic process. Gene Ontology annotation, molecular function: protein-arginine deiminase activity; agmatine deiminase activity. The coding region runs from base 1 to 1212 and encodes 403 amino acids. Lineage: Eukaryota; Fungi; Ascomycota; Eurotiomycetes; Eurotiales; Aspergillaceae. The record is from RefSeq and is a predicted model, not a curated record. The transcript has a single exon.